UUUUUUUUGAAAAUUUUUUAACUUACAGGUGCAAUAUUUUUUUCGAUUUCCGGUGCUUGAAUGACGACUCCUUAUUAAAUUUUAAAUUUAAUCAAUUUUUAAUGGAAGAAGAAAUAAAAGAAAUUAAUGAAGAAGAAAUUAUUGUUGAAGAAACUCAAAAUACUAGCAAUUUAGAAAACCCCAAAAGCAGCGAUUUGUAUCCUUAUCAAUGUUUACUUUUUGUUUUUACUCAAUUUGGUUAUUUGGCCGUAGUUCCUUCAAUGCUUUCUACAACAUUUUUUGAACCAAAUGAGGAAUUUUGUCAGAAAAAUUUUAAUUCAAGUCACUUGGAUGAGUAUUUUUCAAAUUCUACUGAUUAUUUUGAAGAAAAAUUAUUCCACUCUCUUUUGAUUGAAUGGAAUCAACAUUGUCAAAAAUCUAUCUGGACUGCUUGGAUAUCAACAAUUGUUUUACUUGGAACAAUUUUUGGAUCAUUUGCCGCUGGUUUUAUGGCUGACAGAUUUGGAAGGAAACCUGUUGUUGUUUGUUCAAUGUUUGCAAUUUGUUUAUUUAAUUUUUUACUUUUCCUGGUUGGUGGUAUAAGUCAACUAGCUGCUUUCUUUAUUUUCUUUUUUAUUGGAACGGCUUGUGGUGGAUAUAUGGUUACAAAUAUGGUUUUACUGGUUGAAUUUCUUCGUAAUCCAAAUGCUCGUCUUUUAGUUGUUUCAUUAAAUGGAUGGCCGUUGGGUAUGAUUGGAACUGCUUUUUUGGCUUAUUUUUUGUGUAAUUGGAGAUUUUACUGUUUGGCAAUUUCUCUGUUUGCUUUGCUUUUUUCUAUUAUUAUUCAAUAUUUUGCUUGUGAAAGUAUUCCUUGGUUAAUUCAAUCUGGUAAAGACAGAAAAGCUCAUUAUGCACAAAAACAUUUGAUUCGGAUAAAUUCUUUUCUUGCUCUCUCAAAAAAGGCUGAACAACAAAAUGAAAAUUCCUCCAAUUUAUUUUUACCUCGUAAUGAAAACGGAGGAAUUGACUCAAUAAAAAAUGAUGAAAAAGAAGAAAUUGUCGUUUAUAAUUAUUUUGAUUUAUUUCGACACAAAACAAUAAGAAUUCGUCUUUUGGCUCUUUUAUUUUGUUUUGGUUCUUCAAGUAUUGUUUCUUUUGGACUUUAUUUUUCCGCGGAGUUAUUACCUGGAUCGAGAUAUUUGAAUAUUGCUUUAAUGGGUUUUUGUAAAUUAUUAUUUGGUUUUUUACCUUUUAUUGCUUCUAAUUUUGUUGGGAGAAAGCCAAUACUUUUAAUUUCUAUUGGUUUUGCAAUGCUCUCUGCUUGGUUUUUAGUUUUUUCUCAAAUUUUUGGUUUAAAUCAACGCUUUUUAAUUACUUCUUUUGGACUUUUAAUGACUGGAGCAGUUGAUCCAAAUUGGAAAAUUAUUCAUUUAUUUUCUAUUGAAUUAUUUCCAACACCUAUAAGGAAUAUGGCACGUGCUCUCUGUAAUGUUUUUGCUCGUUUAGGAAGUCUUUCAGGUCCCUGGGUUAUUUUAACAAAAAUUGGCGGAAAUCAAUUCUUUCCUUUUUUAACUUUUGCUUUACUUUUAACUUUACAAUUUUUUAUUUCUUUAAUAUUUUUACCUGAAACUAAAGAUAAACCCCUUCCAGAUUUUUUAUUUAAAUCUUCCUUAAAUUCUCAAAAGCAUUUAAAAAAUAAUUCAUCUUCUUCUCCUCAUUCCUUAAAUUGCUAA
Molecule: messenger RNA, 1712 nt
Organism: Meloidogyne enterolobii
Lineage: Eukaryota; Metazoa; Nematoda; Chromadorea; Rhabditida; Meloidogynidae
Source: the annotation of a GenBank genome assembly